Adineta ricciae is the source of this 10632-nucleotide messenger RNA. The record is from the annotation of a GenBank genome assembly. Lineage: Eukaryota; Metazoa; Rotifera; Eurotatoria; Adinetida; Adinetidae.
AUGAAUUGGAUUGAAGAAACUCUUGAUCGUCUAGUUCAAAACGUACUAAACAGUACAGCGUUGAUAUAUGGUGCUAGACGGGAAACCUUUGCUGAUCUUAACGAACGUAUUCACAAAUUGGAAGCUCAAUUGAAACGUCAUGGGAUCGACCAACAGAAUCUUGUUGGUGUUAAUGUGUGCCGUUCAAUCGAUUCGAUCGUAUGUCUAAUAACUCUAUUGAAAAUGAACUGUACGAUAGUACCACUCGGCUUAACUUAUUCAAUAGAACAGCUUCAUUACAUUGUACAGGAUACUGGUCUCAACUGGAUAUUGUCUGAGAAACCGUACGAUUUUCUCGAAUAUGAUUAUAAAGAUCAGGUGCAUAUAAUAUAUUUCAAUACGGAAUCUGAUUAUUCUGAUGCAGACAAUGUGCGUGCUGUGAAGGCGAAACAUAUAGUAGAUGAACCAACUACGAUCGGUUAUAUUUUUUAUAAAUUUGGAUCAGCAGAUUCUCCAAAGCGAAUCUUAGGAACAAUAAAGAACUUGAAAAAUCGCUUUGAAUGGAUGUGGCAACACUAUCCAUUCGUAAUUGAACGUGAUGUUUGUUGCUACAAGACUGCACUAAGUUUCUCAGAUUUAUUAUGGGAAACUUUAGGAGGAUUGCUCCAAGGUAUACCGUUACUGGUGAUUCCGUCACACGUCGAAAACAAUCCAUUGGAAAUGAUCAAGUUAAUGAUCAAAUAUAGUGUUAACCGUCUAACAAUGACUCCAUCGCUUCUGAAGCUUCUAGUGAAAUUGCAAAAAUCCACUAUGAUUGAUUGGAGUGCACUGUCAUUGAUGAUCUCAAGUGGCGAACCUUUGCCAACUUCUGUGGCAACUCAAUUUAUUCAUACAUUUCCUCAAGCAACACUACUCAAUGUUUACGGACACGACGAAGUUUAUAGUCACGCUUAUCCAUUCGGAUCCAAUAAUGAAGACGACUACGUUCCAAUUGGAGAGCCUAUUAUGAAUGGUGCAGCAUACAUCCUUUCGAAUGACCACCAACUCGCUUCACACGGAGAGUUAUACAUUGACGGUACUGGUACAGGUGAUAUUGUUUGCUGCUCACUCAGUGGCUACCUACAGUUCAUAGGUCGCACUAUCGAUCAAGUGGAAACACCAGGUCACACGGUUUCUUUACGAAAAAUUGAAAAAGCUCUCAUAGCUACAUCUAUCAUAGAAGAUGUCAUUGUACUCGCACGUUGCCUAUCUUCCAAUGAUGGUAAUGUAUUAAUUGCUUAUGUCAAAAGAAACAUGGAAUAUUCCUAUUCGAAAACUAAACUAAUCUCUCUACUCUAUGAGCAAUUAAAACGAACUCUAUCUGACUAUAUGCUACCGAACGCUUUCGUGCUCCUUGCUGAUUUUCCACUAACACCGAGUGGGAAGAUUGAUCGAAAUCUCCUACCAGAUGCUGUUACAAGCGAUUUUGUUCAAGCUAAUGUUUACAUUGAACCGGCAACUGAAAUCGAGCAAAUAAUUGCAAAGAUAUGGUGCGAUCUUCUGUCUCUUCAACAGAUCGGUAUGAAUGACAAUUUCUUUUCUCUUGGUGGACAUUCACUUCUUGCUAUGCAACUUAUUGUACAAUUACGUAAGCAACAUCAAGUAGAAUUAGAAUUCAGCCAACUGAUACGCGAUGCUUCAUUGAGUGCUCUGUGUACGCAUAUACAGCUUCAAAAUACAGCUUGCAAGUACAAUUCAACCGUUAUGCAACGAUUUGAUCGCACUUCUUCACUCCCAAUGGCAUAUCAACAAGAAAAACGCUGGUGUGUAGAUCAUGCAGACAAUUUUCAUAUUACAUUGCGAGUGCAUGGUCCGUUUCAUGUAGCUCGCUUUCGAGCUGCGCUAGCCUAUAUGAUCGAGCGUUACGAAGAACUACGCACUGUGUUUGUAGAACGUAUCGAGAAAAAUGAUGAAAAUAAAGCACAGGAUACACAUGUUAAGCAUCGUGAGCAAAUGAUCGUUUCGUAUUCCCAAAUGAAACUUGCAUUUCAAUUUAUCGAUACUGUCAAUGAUGAAAAAUGUCUAAAUGAUUUAAUUCGAGAUGAACUAGACAAACCUUUUUCGUUAGAAUAUGGUCCUCUCCUGAGAACAACUGCCUAUCGUAUCAACGAGUCGACACAUAUGCUCGUCCUAGUUUUUCAUCCGACCAUCAUGGAUACAUGGUCCUUACGAAUUUUUCUUCGAGAAUUAUCGUCGUUUUACAAUAUAUGGGGAGAAGAUGAGUCGACCGCACCACCGUUGAUCCAACCAGUUCGAUUUCAUUAUGCUGAUUUUGCAGUUUGGCAGCAUCGAUGGUUAAAAGGUAAGAUUGUUGACGAACAAUUCAAUUAUUGGAAAACGAAACUUCACGAGGCACCGGACACAUCUGUAUUCCCCAGCGAUUAUGCUGUUCGACCAGUGACAAUGAAACAUCGCUGUGCAACUGUAAAACUUCCUCUUCCACAAUUUCUUACUAACACUCUUCUGAGUAUGGUUGAACAAUUCGGCACGACACUUUUCACACUGAUGCUCACAGCUUUUGGUAUUCUAGUAUAUCGAUACACACACCAGGAUGAUGUUAUUAUUGGAAUUCCCGUUGCUAAUCGACAAUAUCCGUAUGUUGAUAAUAUGCUUGGCUCCUUCGUUAGUAUUCUUCCUGUACGUAUGUCCUGUGGCAAUCAACUGAACUUCAUCGAAUUCUUUCGUCAAAUCAAUGAAACACUCAUCGAAGCUUAUGCACACCAAGAUGUAACGUUCGAACAGAUAAUUGAUCAACUGGAAGUCAAUCGCGCACUUAAUUAUAACCCAAUCUUUCAAAUGGUUUUCAAUGUCGAGUAUGCAUCGUCUUCUCCGGUAAAUAGUUUUAUUCUCGGCGAACAAGUUCAAGUGUCUAUGCAUCAUGUACCACGUACCACUUGUUUGUAUGAUAUGUUUGUAACCGUGCACGAGGAAUGUUUGUGGUUGAUCAACGAUACAUAUCGUUCUUUGGUUCUUGAAUUCGAUUAUAAUCCAGGACUUUAUCAUGAAUCUACAGUUGUCUCCAUUGGAAAUAAUCUCGUCAAAUUACUUGAAUCAAUGGUUCAAAAUUUACAAAUUCCAAUCUCACAACUGAAUAUCUAUACCUUUGAGAUGAAAGAUACAUACCAAACUCAGAAGUAUGAUGACACGCUACUUGUACACCAGAUGUUCGAACGCGAAGCCGCACUUCGUCCAAACGCUCGUGCCGUUUCAGAUCUUAAUCAUAUUCUUUCGUAUGCAGAACUUAACAUGCAGUCGCAUAGAAUGGCUGCAACACUUGCUCAGUACGGUGUAGAUACCGACACAAUCGUUGCUGUAUGUCUUAAUCGAUCUUCUGAUGUUGUAUCUACGAUUCUUGCUAUACUCAAAGCAGGUGGUGUAUUUCUACCUAUCGACAAUCAACAUCCAUCACCACGAAUCCGUGACAUGCUUCUGCACAGUCGCUGUCAAUUUAUGGUCAUCGACAAAACGUUACCUGUGUUUUCUGAUUUGAUGAUCGAUCAUGGUACUUGUACGAUUAUCGAACUUGACGUGUUGAAGAAUCCAGAGAAUACUCGAUUUGAUGAUGACCAGCACCUGCCAACGGUGAGAAAUCAUAAUUUAGCUUAUGUUAUAUACACAUCAGGUUCGACUGGUGCUCCAAAAGGAGUGAUGAUCGAACACAGAAGUCUACAGAAUAUUGCUCAGGCAUGGAAAACCAUUUAUCGAUUAUCUCCAGAAAUGCACCAUCUUUCCAUGGCAAAUGUCGCCUUUGACGUAUUUGUUGGAGAUAUCGUUCGAUCUCUCUGCUUCGGUGGUUGUUUGAUUCUUUGUCCUAGAGAAACUCUAUUUCAACCAAAAGAAUUAUUGACUCUCAUUGAACGUGAACGUAUAACAUGCGCUGAAUUCGUUCCUGCAAGUGUGCGUGCUAUUAUUGAGAAUACCAGUCUUGUUGAGAGACAACGCCAUCUGGCAUCGCUAUCGUUGAUGAUCUGCGGAUCGGAAAAGUGGUCGAUAGAUGAAUAUGAAAAUAUCAGAAAAAGCUUACGUGCUGGAGCACGACUUGUCAGCUCUUAUGGUCUUACUGAGCUAACAAUUGAUUCGACAUACUUCGAAUGUAAUACAUUAACUUGGAACAAUGAAACUGCAACAGUUCCCAUUGGCAUUCCUUUCCCCGGAGUUGAAAUAUAUGUACUUGACGCGCAUUUUAUGCACGUUCCAUGCGGUGUUACAGGUGAACUUUUUGUUGGUGGACCAUCGGUAGCUCGAGGUUAUUUACAUAAUCCAACAUUGACGGACGAACGAUUUCUUGUAAAUCCAUUUAAGAAACAUUUGAGUAAUAAUCGCCUGUAUAAAACAGGAGAUCUUGUACGUUAUCUUUCUGAUGGAAGGACACUCCAAUUUGUUGGUCGUAUAGAUGAGCAGAUCAAAGUGCGUGGCUAUCGGAUUGAAUUGACCGAAAUCGAAUGCAUUCUGUCGAAAGUACCUGAAAUACGGCAAACAAUCAUAAUGGCUCAAAAAGACAAUGCUGAACAGAUCUCACUUGUUGCUUAUGUUCUUCUCAGGACCGAAUUCGACAGUGAGAAGAAACAAGCAGUUCGCCGUACCCUUCGUGAUCAUGCUAUGAAACAUCUACCAGCUUAUAUGGUGCCAAAUGCCUACGUUAUCUUGGAAUGUUUUCCAUUUUUACCUAACGGAAAAGUCAAUCGAAAGGCAUUACCAAUGCCGAAUGACGUUGAUCGACUUCUAGACCGAGUAUCAGAUGAAAAUCAAAUUCAAGCCGAAACUCGUCUUGAGAAAGAUCUUCUUAAUAUAUGGCAACGUGUCCUGCAUCGAACUACGAUUUGUCUCAAUGACAAUUUUUUUCAACUCGGAGGUGAUUCGAUCUUGGCCAUUCAACUGAUUUCCAGCAUUCGGCGAAUGUAUCGAAUACCGAUGACAACUAAUCAGCUAUUCCGGUCGCCGACAAUUCGGAAAUUAGCAGAUGAACUUCAACCUUUAUUGCCAAAGGAUUCGUCAGUUUCAUAUGCAAGUCAAAACUGUCGUGAAAAAAAAGCAACGACUAACGAAAAUAGUGUUAUUCCACUUACGCCUAUCCAACAAUGGUUUUUCGAACAAAAUUUCGAGAACUUCAACCAUUGGAGUCAAUGUGCUUUAAUGACAUUUCCCAUCGAAAUCAAGUCUAGUCAUGCCAAAGAAGGUUUGUUCGAAUUAGUACGCAAACAUCCAGGUCUAUUUUCAAAGUAUUACAAAGAUGAAACUUCAAAUCGUUGGUUACAUCUGCCAUGUUUCGAUUCCUCAACCGUUAAUCUCGAAACAAGCCUAGAACUUCUAAAUUUAGUAAAUUUGCCUGCAAAUGAAAGAGAUGUUAUCUUAGCAAAUAAAAUUGAACAUGCUGAUAGUUCUCUUGAUAUUACUAUUGGCAAACUUUGGCAUGCUCUUUUAGUAUCAAUUGGUGACGAUGUCGGGCUGAGACUUUACAUUGUUAUACAUCAUUUGGUAGUUGAUGGCGUGUCUUGGAGAAUUUUCACCGAAGAUCUCGAAGAUAUACUAAACUCACACUGUUUCGGUCGUAACGAAAUGUCACCUUCUACAUCAGACUCAUUUUCAGAAUGGGCUGCAGCUCUAGUAAACGAAGCUCAAUCUACCACGAUUACAGAUGAAUUUGAAUUCUGGUCUCAGAUGAAUUCAAAGUCGAAAAAUGCCGCACAAAUACCACGUGACUUCGAUCACGGAACGAACACUAUGCAGCAGAGUAGUGUUGUGCACACAACACUAGAUCAAAAAGUUACAGAUCUUCUAUUACCUAUGCUUUCAUCCUACAGUAUCACCAUAUACGACGCCCUUUUGACAGCAUUACUAUUCAGUCUUCGAUUGUGGUGUCAUCACGAUCAAUUCUAUUUGGUUUUAGAAGGGCAUGGGCGAGAAGCGGUUGACGCUGACGUGGACAUAUCUCGAACAAUCGGAUGGUUUACAACAGAAUUUCCCAUUUUCUUCGACUUUAACUGCACUCAUCAACAACUGAGUAUACACCAUUUGAGAAAUGUGCAUGAUCAACUGCAAGCUGUCCCUAAUCGAGGUUUCGGUUUUGGUCUACUGAAAUAUUUAAAUGAAAAUGCCAACAUACACGACGUUCUCGCAGCAUUGCCCGAGCCAGAUAUACUAUUUAAUUAUCUUGGAAUAUGGAAGACUAAGAGUGAUCGACAGUUAAUUGAAACAAAAGGUUGUCCAGCACUUGACAAGAUUGGGCCAAUGAAUCAUCGUCAACGGUUGAUUGAUUUCGAAAGUUAUAUCAUAGACGAUCAGUUACAUGUCUAUGUUACUUACAGUCAGAAUCAUUUUGAAUCUAAGACAAUCGAACAAUUAGUGAAGAAUUUUUCAACAGCUAUCCAAGAAAUAAGUAACUUUCAACUGAGUUGUUCGACGUCAGAACCAAUUAGUUGUAUUCCAGUCGUAUCUUAUCCUUUAUCACCUAUGCAGUCAGGGAUGUUAUACCGCUGUUUGCAGUAUCCACAUUCGGAUGAGUAUCUAGUUCAAGGUGUGUUCAAAUUGAGCGGUAUCGUCGAUACACAGCGUGUGCUGAAUGCAUGGCAAAUACUGAUCGAUUCGUACGACAUACUUCGAUCGAGUUUUCAUUGGGAUGCGACUGCUGGACUAUAUCAACGAGUAGAACCUGUUGGUAUUCGGAUCCCCUUUGAUUUUCUCGACUGGUCUGUCGAACGAACGAAACUGAACGAUUUCUUAAUAGCUGAUCGUGGUCAACUAUUUGAUCUCCAUGCAGCACCCUUGUGCCGCAUUACAUUAAUCAAGUUAUCCUCUGGUGAAUAUUUACUUGUUUUCACGCAUCAUCAUAUCCUUCUCGACGGAUGGAGUACUCCGCUAGUACUCGAACAGUUUUUGAAAGCUUAUGAUCGACGUCAUCAAUUCAUUUGUCGAGGAUCUCAAUACGGUGAAUUUAUCCAAUACAUUGAAACGCAAAAAACCGAAUACUUAAACAAUAUCAAAACAUUCUGGCAGACUUAUUUGCAAGAUCUCAAGGAACCGUGCUAUUUGACAUCGGCUUUUCAACAUCUGAUUACCAAUACUGAAAAAACUUCGAGCGAACAAAACCAUGAUGAGAUUGUUCUUCAUUUACCUUCUCAAUUACUCGGAUCUAUCGAUGCUUUUUGUCGCCGUUGUCCCAUCACGAUGAGUAACUUAUUGCUUGGAUGUUGGGCAAUCAUUCUCUCACGAUGCUUGCAACGUAUAGAUAUCGUAUUCGGAAUAACAAUUUCAGGUCGCACUGUACCAGUCGCAUCUAUUGAACGUAGUAUCGGUAUUUUUAUCAAUACAAUACCUCUAUGUAUAUCUACAGCUUACAACAAAUCGAUCGAUAUGUUGAUUUCCAUUCAAGAACAACUUUGUCGUCUACAAGAAAUGGGUACUGCCGUAUCAUUGGGCGAGAUUCAAUCGUGGGGAAAACUGGGUAAUGGACAACCUCUUUUCGAUACUCUUUUUAUCAUUGAAAAUUAUCCUGACGUUUCGAAACGACAUACGUAUUCUUUGAAAUGUGAUCAACAUGCUCUGGGUGAAAUUGAAAAGACAGAGUAUCCUCUUACUGUAUGUAUUACUUUCGAUGAUAAAAGCACUCGACUUACUCUCAACUAUAAAACAAAGUAUUUUCCGUCGUCAUCAUCGAUUGUCAAACGUUUAGCGGAACACUAUCUGACUGUUUUAGACAAUAUUGUCACUGAGCCAAAUUGUUCGCCGCAACAUGUUCGUCUUUUAUCGAACGAAGAGCUGAAUGAACAAUUGGUAAUGUGGAACAAUCAAACAGUUGAGAAUCCUUGGUACAAACGAAAGCCGAAUUCGACCGUUCAUGGACUCAUAGAGGACGUCGCGAAGUGCCACUCGAGACGCAUAGCUAUCGUUCAUAACCAGAUAUCCAUUAGUUAUAGUGAACUAAACAAAGCGGCAGAUUGUCUGGCUCAAUUUUUUAUCCUUAAAGGAUAUAUACAAAAACCGGACGAUCUUGUUGUCGUUUCCUGCGAUCGAUCUAUUAAUUUUUUUGUUAUUAUUUUGGCGAUCUUGAAAGCUGGUGGUGCCUAUGUACCAGUUGACAUCGCGACACCUUUGGAACGUCUUCUCUUCAUUGUGAACGAUACAAAAACACGUCUGGUACUUGUCGAUUCAGAACAACGAGUGUCCGAAUGCCAGACACGGCUCUCUACACAGAUUGCUGUGUGUCAGAUUGACUCUGUUUUACUUGAAAGCAGCGAGGAUGAUACAACACUCGAAUACAUUCUACCCUCCGGAUGCGAACCUGUCAUCUUUCGUAAUCUCGCUUAUGUAAUCUACACAUCGGGCUCGACUGGAGUUCCAAAAGGCGUUCUUAUUGAGCAUCAAAACAUUUUAUGGUACUAUGAUUCAUUACAACAUCGCUAUUCACUGACAGACGGCAUGCUCUAUGAUUUCUCUUCGUCAAUUGCAUUUGACUUGUCCGUCACCAGUACCUUGAUUCCUAUGCUAGCUGCUGGAACUGUGAUCAUUUGUGAUGACGACAUCAAGCGUGAUAUUUUCAAAUUUCAUGAUCAUCUCGAGCGAAAUCGUAUCCAGCUAAUUAAAUGCACACCAAGUUUUUUUAUACAGAUGGUCAAUGCUCUAUGUAGCGAUGAUAAGAUCCAAUUACCUUAUUUAACGACGCUCGUUAUUGGUGGGGAGAUUCUGCCCGUUGAUUCAGUGCGUCAAUGGCUUGAAAAGCUUCCUCACCACAAAAUUUUCAACGAAUAUGGCCCGACCGAAACAACCGUGGGCGCUUCGGAGUUUCUUGCUAAUGCGAAAAGUGUUACAAAUGUGGCCGCGCACGAAAAGGGUCUACCGAUCGGCAAACCUUAUCCGUAUACAGCGUUCUAUAUUCUCGAUAGAAACAACGAAGUUUUACCAAGAGGACUCAUUGGCGAACUAUGCAUUGGUGGGCCCAGUCUUGCUAGAGGUUAUCUAAAUCGCGAUGAUCUGACGCACAGAAGUUUUGUUGAAAUUGAACUUGGAAGUACGAAGACACGUGUGUAUCGAACAGGCGAUCUGGUGUACUAUUUGUCGACCAUGGAUGUACAGUGUGCCGGUCGAGUCGAUCAUCAAGUAAAAAUUCGUGGUUACCGUGUGGAACUAGGUGAAAUCGAGUAUCGAAUCAAAUCGUAUUUGAACCUGACUCAAGUCCAUGUACUAAAAAGUACGGAUAGCACAUCAAAACUAAUUGCUUUCAUCGGCAGUCUCCGAGAAAAUCACUCACAAGUUGAAUUCGAUUUACGUAAUCAUCUCAAUUCUACACUACAGGAAUAUAUGCGGCCUCAACUGUAUGUCUUUAUAGAUCAGUUUCCUUUGACGACAAAUGACAAAGUCGAUUCGACAUUCCUUAUGAAUCUCGCUAAAGACAGUAGCUAUCUGAAAACCCAUGAGACAAAUCAUGUUUAUCCACGAAAUUUAACCGAAUUUCGUCUUUAUCAGAUAUGGUCGUCAAUUUUAGGCACAAACAGCUUCGGAAUACUCGAGAAUUUCUUCGAAUUAGGAGGGCAUUCCUUGUUAAUCAUUUCAAUGAUUAUUCAAAUCAAACAAGUCUUUACACGUGCUGUUACCGUAACAUCCAUCGUUGCCAACCCGACUAUUGAGAAAUUGAGUAAAUAUAUCAAUCAAGAACUUCAAGAGACUGAUGACGAUUCAGUAUUGUCGAUCUGUUCGGGAACGGACGAAACGCCUCUCUUCUUGAUCCAUGCGAUAGAAGGUAUUUCAUUCAUAUAUUCUUCGUUGGCGCCGUACUUUCAUGGUCGACACACUGUGAUUGCUUUGAAUGACCCUAUGUUUACGAAUGUUGAGAACAAAUUCAACGAUAUUGAAAGUAUGGCUACGUUUUAUAUAUCAUUGAUAAGAAAAAAACAACCGAAAGGCCCUUACCGUCUCGGUGGUUGGAGCUUUGGAGGUAAAGUUGCCUUCGAAAUGGCCUGUCAACUUGAAAAACUUGAUGAGCGUACCGAAGUUCUCAUCCUAUUAGACUCUUAUCUAACUGAAACAUACCGAGAAUUCAAUAUAUGCGAUGAUGAAGCAUUUGAGCAAUCUAUUCGCGAGCAUGUUGUUAAUCAAGGUGUAGAAUUAUGUUCAAAGGAAGCCGAAUAUUUAAAGAAUGAGAUAAGAAACAACUUGCUUUUAUCGUCCAAGUACAAGGCGCGAUCUUAUUCCGGACGUGUCGUUCUGAUCAAAGCUUCCGUCAAUCAUAAUAAGAAUGACACGGAUUUCGUCGACCCGUUCAAUGGAUGUAAAAAUAUAAUGCAAUCUGAAUUGGAGGUCUUUAGUGUAAAUUGCGAACAUCAUAGAAUGUUCGCAAGGGAAAAUGUUGAACAGGUAGCUACUCGCUUGAAAUAUGUCUUAUCGACUCAAAUAGCUGACCCUGUCUUGCUGAAGGUUGAUCUGUCUUGUGAAUCUCGACAUCUGUUACAUGCCGCUCAUCAUCAGGAUUAUUUUCUACUGCAACGUUUCAUUGAACUUGGUGCAGAUAUCAAUGCGCAAGAUAAUCAUGGACAAAGUGCUCUCGACAUAGCCGAGAAACAAAAUGAUAAACAAAGCAUGGCUAUACUUAAAAAUUACUUCGAUUUUUCUCUCGCCCAUUGA